AUGGCGUGUAAUAUCUACACUCAACACGGUGCCAAUGUGUUAGGCAACGCCAACGGCACAGCCGCCGGCGUGGCGCCUCUGGCUCACUUGGCCAUUUACAAAGUCUGCUCCUCCUCCUCAGAUGGCUGCUUCGAGAGCGACAUACUGGCGGCGAUGGAUGCGGUGAUUGACGAUGGCGUGGACGUAAUUUCGAUCUCUUCCGGCGGACGUUCCACGCGCUUUUACGAGGAUAACCUCGCGCUCGGAGCGUUCAGCGCGGUGCAGAAGGGUAUUUCGGUCAUUUGCUCUGCCGGGAACGACGGCCCUGCUCAUACCACUUUAGUGAACGGAGCCCCGUGGAUUCUAACAGUCGGCGCCAGCACAACAGACAGGAGCCUGAGGGGAACAGCUGUGUUAGGGAACAAUGUAGAAUUUAACGGCGAAUCGGUGUUUCCGCUCGAUUCUCCGCCUCUGCCGCCACAACUACCUCUGCUUUACCCCGGAAUGAACGGCGUUUUGGCUGCUAGUCUCUGCGAUGCAGAGUCGCUAAACGACACGAGUAUUGUCAAAGGAAAGAUUGUUUUGUGUCGUAUCGAGUCGACAAGAAGUAGACGAACUGAACAGGGUCAACGGGUGAAAGAUGCCGGUGGGACCGCCAUGAUUCUGAUGAACAUGGACUAUCAGGGAUUCACCACAUCCACGGACGUUUACGCCAUUCCGGCAACAAAUGUGAACUACGAAGAUGGAUUAACGAUCUUGUCGUAUUUGAAUUCGACAUCUACUCCAACAGCAACAAUCGAGUUCAAAGGAACAAUAACCGGCGAUAGAAAAUCCCCGACGGUGGCUGACUUUUCUGCCAGGGGACCGAAUUACGAAAGCCAGGGAAUCCUAAAGCCGGAUGUCGUAGGCCCGGGAGUUAACAUUCUUGCAGCUUGGCCGAAUCUUGCCGCAAAUAAUAACACGAGAAGUAACUAUUUCGAAAUGAUCUCGGGUACUUCGGUGUCGUGCCCUCACCUGAGCGGCGUGGCGGCAUUGAUCAAGAGCGCGCAUCCCGAUUGGUCGCCCGCCGCCAUCAAAUCGGCGAUCAUGACUUCUGCUGACGUCGUGGAUCGCGAGAACCACCCGAUAAUGGACGAAGAGCAUCUCCCGGCCGAUGCGUUCGCUAUCGGUGCGGGGUAUGUCAACCCUGCAAGGGCGAGCGAUCCGGGGCUUAUUUACGAUAUCGCCCCUGACGACUAUAUCCCUUACUUGUGCGGCUUGAAUUACACGAGUAGGAAGGUGAGCAAGAUCUUGCUACGUAGAGCGCAUUGCUCGGCGGUGCCGAUAAUUCACGAAGGGCAGCUGAAUUAUCCUUCGUUUGCAAUUCGGUUACGAUCGCCUAGUCAGACAUUUACGAGGACGGUUACUAAUGUUGGAGUGGCUGUUUCGAGUUACAACGUUGAGGAUGUUGCGCCACAUGGCAUUAGCAUGGUUGUGACGCCCGAGACACUUAAUUUCACCCGGUUGAACGAGAAAUCGACAUACGAAGUCAGUUUCCGGGGAUCGGAAUAUGUCGGCGACACGUUUGAUUCUCGUCAGGGGUAUAUUCUCUGGAAAUCGGCUAAGCAUUCGGUUAGGAUCCCAAUUGCUGCUUUCCAUCUUUGA
This is a messenger RNA of Erythranthe guttata (spotted monkey flower), 1623 nucleotides long. The record is from RefSeq and is a predicted model, not a curated record. NCBI's taxonomy places the organism in Eukaryota, Viridiplantae, Streptophyta, Magnoliopsida, Lamiales, Phrymaceae.